GCAAAGCAAAUCUAGGUGCGCAGUACGCACCCCAAACAUUCCCCAGCGCCAAACUUAGCAAAAAAAUCUAGCUUCCUUUUCUCUUACUCUGUCCAAGGCUUGAACUUUGCUUGCAUUUAGCUAAAAUAAAUAACGGGCUUUUAUUGUUUUUCUUCUCUUCUUCACUUUGCUACUGCUAUAUUCUUUAGAUCCUAUUUGCAGUUUGAAAUUAUUGUAAAAGCCUUUUUUUUUUUGUUGGGUUUCUUUCUUUCUAUCAAACCCAUCAAAUUGAAAACCCUAAUUUCAUUUUCUGUUUUUUGAAUGUUUUAAUGAUCUGUUUCGAUUUGAAAGUUUAAUUUUUCUCAUGAAUCUUUGAAUUUCCUAUUCAAAUAUUUGAAAACUACAAACGCUCUUAAAAACCCAGCAUUUCUUUAAGCUUCAAACUUAAAAGUUUCACCCUUUUUUUUUCUUUGUUUGUGAAAAAGAAAAUAUUGAACGAUUUAAGCUUUUGGGUAAGUUUCUAGUCCAUCAAUUAGCCCCUCUAAAGAACUCGGUUUUAGUUUUUCUUAUGAAUUUUUAGAUUCGCUGCUUCAAUGUCAGUAGAAAGGUCAUUUGAGGCCUGGGAAGAGGUCCAGCGCCAUGGCCAGGACCUCGCCGACCGGCUAGCUCAAGGUUUCUCUGGCUUAAUCCAAUCCCAUAUGACCCCACCUUCGUUUCCAUGGCCAAACCCUCCAAAAUCCAAGCUUUUCGACCUUGAGUUCCCAUCCCAAACCUUUGUCAACAAGGAUUUUGGCCUUCCCAUUGAUAACUCAGCCAUUUUUGACAUCGGUGAUAUCGGGAACAGGAUUGGCCAAGCCGGGGCGGAUUUCGGGGCCUGCUUAAAUGGGUUGGUGAAUCAGUUCUUUAGGAGUUUACCGGUCCCGUUUCGUGCUGAGGAGAGUGCGGUAGUGUCGGUUAGAAGUGAUAUGAGUGUGAAAGCGCAGAAGGCUGAGGUUGGUGGUAAUGAUAUGGAGGGUUUGGUAGGAUUUUCUGAUCAGUUGAAGGAUUUUGGGUUCGUGGAAAAUGAGGGUGGUUCGGAGGGAGUGGGGGACGAUGAGAUAUCAGGGUUUAAUUUGAAGUCUGCUGGACUACUUGGAAGACCACAGGGGAUCAUAAAUAUCACCUCAACAUAUGAGAGUAGAACAAGAGAUUUAGAAAACUCUUUGGUUGCAAGGGGAGAUCUAUGGAGAGUAGAGGCAUCAAAUGCCAAUUCCACAUCUGCGAGUGACAACUCUUUAUUUCUUGUCCAGCUUGGACCAGUGCUCUUUGUACGAGACACGACACUUCUUUUACCAGUUCAUCUAUCAAAGCAACAUUUGCUUUGGUAUGGUUAUGAUAGGAAGAAUGGAAUGCAUUCUCUUUGUCCAGCAGUAUGGUCAAAGCAUAGAAGGUGGCUAUUAAUGUCAAUGCUCUGUCUUAAUCCUUUAGCCUGUUCAUUUGUAGAUUUGCAAUUUCCAAAUGGACAAUUCACGUAUGUAUCUGGUGAGGGGCUAACAACAAGUGCUUUCCUACCUCUUUGUGGGGGCCUUCUUCAGGCUCAGGGCCAAUAUCCGGGGGAAAUGAGAUAUAGCUUCUCUUGCAAGAAUAAGUGGGGAACACGUAUCACACCAAUUGUGCAAUGGCCAGACAAAUCAUUUACGCUGGGUCUUUCACAAGCCUUCGCUUGGAAGCGAUCUGGCCUUAUGAUGAGGCCAUCCAUUCAAUUUAGCUUGUGCCCAACAUUUGGUGGAAGCAAUCCGGGGUUGCGGGCUGAAGUUAUUCACUCGGUGAAGGAGGAUCUCAAUCUGAUUUGUGGCUGUGCUUUUGUGGCACAUCCUUCAGCAUUUGCAUCAAUAUCAGUUGUUGGCUCAUGCUCAUUUCUGUCUACAAUCAUGCAGUUUGGGCGGUCUAAGUGGAAUGGAAAUGUUGGGAACUCGGGAGUAGUAGUAAGAGUUGACACCCCUCUUUCAAAUGUUGGCUGUCCAUCCUUCUCCGUUCAGAUAAACAACGUUAUUGAAUUUUAAUUGUUUGGCAUCCAAAGCCUGCGGUUGAAGUGUAUAUAGUCUCGUGCACAUAAACAAACGAUACCACAUGUGAAUAUCUGGAUACUACCUCUGUUAAUUAUAGUAAUCUCUGAUGCAAGUUUGGAGAUUCAUCUUCUUUUAUUCUCUUCACUGAAAAAAUUUUAUAUUUACUUUUUUUUUUCCUGACUGUAGUUCUGAAAAUUAUCAGGUCAAAUUUUGGUUUUCAUGUUUUUUUUUCCCUUUUAUUUUUUAGUUCUAAAUGUACCAUAUACUCGUGUAAUAAUGAUGUAUGAAACAAAGUCGGGAAGUAAUUUUGUUUAUCAAUGUAGUGAGUGCUUCCUGAGAAAUACAAUGAAAGUUUGUACUUCUACAAA
Theobroma cacao (cacao) is the source of this 2395-nucleotide messenger RNA. Lineage: Eukaryota; Viridiplantae; Streptophyta; Magnoliopsida; Malvales; Malvaceae. The record is from RefSeq and is a predicted model, not a curated record.